Molecule: messenger RNA, 8453 nt
Organism: Topomyia yanbarensis
Lineage: Eukaryota; Metazoa; Arthropoda; Insecta; Diptera; Culicidae
Gene: Tl
Exons: 12
Coding region: 1831-8442 (2203 amino acids)
Biological process (GO): toll-like receptor signaling pathway; immune response
Cellular component (GO): membrane
Molecular function (GO): transmembrane signaling receptor activity; protein binding
Source: RefSeq, a predicted model, not a curated record
UGUUGUCGCUUUCGAACCUAAUAUUCUGAUCCUGUCCAACCAGAGUACAGUUUCAAGUCAGUCAGUCACAGUCAGUCGGUGAGGAAACUCGAAUGGGUACGGUUGUUUUGUGAUUGUCAGCGGUCGAAGGCACAAGUGCAUUUUGUUUGUGUCACGCGUGUUGCCUACUGGUUGUCAUCGUUACGCGCGCGUGUUCAUAGUGUGAAACAAUAGAUUUGAUUUAGCUUUCAGUCACGAAUAGGACGCCUUGCGUAGUUUUACGUGAGACUAGGUUGAUUUGCAUAACGUGAAAAAAGACGGAAUUAUUGCACCUUGAAAGGCGUUGAUUUUUUUGUGUGUUGACUGAUGAUCGAAACAGCGGAUUUGUAGUGUUCGUGACCUUCGUGUGUUGGAGAUUGCUUUGGCGUUUAUAGCAAUCGGUCGGCGGUAUAUAAGCGCGAUAGAGAAUCGGUGUUGUGUGUGGAGCUACUAAAACGAGUUCUCGCGUGGUCAACGCGACAAGCCACCAGUGGCCAGCAAGCGAUGGAAUAUUAAUUACUCGAAUAAAUAAUAAUUCGUAAUAGUUGUCGUCGCAUGAAAAAAAAACGGGAACUCAGAGGACUUCGCGGAAUUCAUAACAUCGCUCGUGAGAUCACCACCGGGUGUUUAUCGUGAGUCUCGAUCGGGAUUGCCCACAGCCAGAGUUAAUUAAAACAAUGGAAGCGUAGCGUAGCUCAUCGUAGCAAGUGAAACUGACCGAAGACCACAGCUCGUUAAGGGAGCAAUUCAGCAACCACCGACCGGUGUGCGUGUGUGUGAGGUGAACCAGUCCGCAAAAUUAGACCACAACAACAGAAUAGCGCUUUCGCCCAGUUCCCGUCGCCCGGCAGAGUGAAGUAUGUACAGUUAAUUUUCCGGUGCUCUAAUAAAGUUUAAAUUAACUAGCUGUUUUAGCUACAAAGUCACGGUUAGAGGGAGAAAUAAAACAUUGAAAACAGCGAAAAAGCUGGUGUGAUUCGUGUGACCCGGGCCAUCAGAGAACCCGGUAUUGUUCGUUGGAUUUAGAGGGGAGGAGGAGACAGGAAGCCAGGUAAACAGCCGUCGUCUUUGUUCAGAUGGUACUGUUAUAGCCGCCUUCUUGAGAGUGUACAACGAUACAACGAACCGAACGGAUAUAUUCACCGCGAAGCCGGUUAAUGUAUGCUAAUGUCAGUGAUUGAAUUACCUUACCAGCAAAUGACAGCUGCAUCUCGCUGACGCUGUGUUCUGUUUAUGUAUGUAUCGGUGUUCGUUACGUGCGUGCAUUAAUUCCCGGAACGGGUGGGGAUCGGAUCGGAUCGGUGUAUCCUGUCGGGUGCAGGCAGACAGAACAGCGAAAACAUUGUCUUGAAGGGAAACCAGGUGCGGUAAGGUUUUGCGUCAGAGACGAGCUCUUUCGGGGAAGAACAGAACCCUGUGGAUUAUCUAUCGACUGUUUGGAAGAUCAAUUAACGAGUGUCUUCGGCGGAGUUUCAAGAUUAGCGUCCAAAGGGGUUCUACGUAUUCUCGGAUGCUCGGAUUAGUGGCAAAGAAAACCGGUGCGGCAUUUGCAGUGGAGAUAAAUUAAUGGCAAACAGGACAGCUACAUGAACAUUAAUUAAAUACACCACCCCGAUUGCAUAUAUAAUCCGACCGGCCAACCGUGAACUGACUUAGCAGCAUGCUGACACCGCUUAGAUUGUUGCAGCAACGUUACCAAUUCUGUUAAAUUAUCAUAAAAAUCACCAGUGCAUAACGUCGGUCGAGAUUUAUCAACACGUGGUGUACAGUUUCAUCCUAUAGCACCCCCGACUAACGGGGCCAAACACCGCCAUGGACACCGUACAAGUGGCACUACUACAACUACUACUGCUGCUAGUGGCGUUACUUACGCACAAUUUGGCAAACUCAUUUCCGCAGCAUUACGAUUACGUGAUAGGAGGAGCGGACUACGGUGGUGGAGCCACUGGACCUAACACUGCGGGAGCAUCUGCCGGCCGGAUCAACAACAACAACGAACAGCAGCAGUUCACUUGCCCGGAGCCGACCCCGACCAGUGAUUGCAGUUGCAUGUACGCCAGCACCGAUUUCGAGAUUCAAUGUCCCGUGAUUAAUCCGGAAAUUACGGUGAAAAUCAAACCGGGGAUGUACGCACAGAUACAGUGCUACGAGAAGCACGAUUUUAGUGAGAUGCCCAUUUUGAACGUUGGCAAUACGAGCCAGGUGAAGAUUAUACACUGUCCGCUGCCGCAGCGGAAAUCUAUCCGGCAGUUUGUUAGUUUUCUCGGCGUGACGCACGUGAAAGAUUUCUGGUAUCAGAACUAUGGGAAGGAUCUGGGGGUUCGGCUCGUACGGCAACACUUUGAAGGGAUGCAGGAUUUGGAAAAGCUUUUCCUUAGCUCCGGGAUUGAAGAUAUCCAGCCGGAUCUGUUUGCCGAUCUUCCGAAUUUGAAGUGGUUGAUACUACGCAGUAAUCAUGUUAAACUUUUACACAAUGUGUUCGAUAAUUUGACGAAUCUGCAGAUAUUGGAGUUAGGGGCAAAUCAGAUCACUGAGCUGGAGCCAGGACUGUUUAAGAAUCAAAGGAAACUGCGUCACUUGAAUCUUUGGCGCAAUCAGCUUCGUAACAUAACGAAAGAAUCGUUCCGUGGUGCUGAAACUCUUCAGGAAUUGGAUCUCUCCGUAAAUGCAAUCGAAUCGCUUAACCCGGAUGUGUUUGCUCUGCUACCGGAUUUGACAGUGCUGAAUCUUGGUUUUAAUCGGUUUACCGCUUUGCCGGAGAAUCUUCUAUCCGAUAAUCGGAAUCUCAAGGAAUUUAAGUUCAUCAACAAUCAGGCACCGCUGCAAACACUUCCGGAUAAUUUUCUCGGGAAUCUUCCGCAGUUGAAAACUGUAAUACUCAACCGGUGCAGCUUUACUCAUCUUCCUGCAUCACUGUUUCGCGGUUCUAGCGAUAUCACGCAUAUGGAUCUCAGUUACAAUCAACUCAGUUCUGUACCGAAACUGCUUUUGCGGGAUCAGCUACGUCUACAGGAUCUGAACCUUGCGUACAACGAAUUGGAGAUGCUUCCCGAUGGAUUGUUUGAGAAUACCAAGGAACUAUUGACGCUUCAGUUGUCGUACAAUCGUCUAUAUAAUCUGUCAGCAAACAUUUUUGUAUCCUUGGAGAAACUAACCGUGCUGAACAUCGACAACAACUUACUGCACGUGAUCAACCAAUUCACGUUCAGCGGAACGACCGCCCUGGAAAAAUUGUACAUGCAAAACAAUCAGCUGUCCUUCCACGAUUUCAGCUUCAUACAGGAGCAGGACAUCGUUGAUACCGAUGGUACCCCGUUCCAGUACCUCAAUAAUCUUCGCGUCCUGAAUCUGCGCAACAACAGCAUCACAACCAUCUUCCGAGAUUGGAACUACAACACGCUGGCACUACGUGACCUGGAUCUCAGCUACAAUAACAUAUCAACGCUGUCCUACCUGAGCUUACAGUUCGUAUCCCAGGAGAUUCGCGUCAAUCUUUCCCACAAUCGCAUCACCGAGAUCGAUAUGAAGGAUAUGGAACCCAUCAUAACGUCACAGCGUCAAACGGAUGACGCCAGAAUCCACGUAGACGUCAACAACAACCCACUGAACUGUAACUGUGUCAUAUUCUCGUUCGUCCAAUACCUGCUGCACGAACUGGACAAGGCCGUGUAUCGACGAAUCCAAUUUUCAGCCGACAACCUAAGUUGCAUGGAACCCAAGGAACACCGAGACACACCGGUUACCCAACUAAAAACUAAAGAUCUACUCUGUCAGCUUGAUCAACCCGGAACGGAAAUCAAACGUUGCCCGGCAAAUUGCAGUUGCUUCGUUCGUCCGGUUGAUCGCGGUGUCAUUGUCAACUGUACCCGGCGAGGACUUGUUGAGGUACCUCCAUUGCCACAACCGGCCAUGUUUGGAUUUAACUUCCUCGAGCUGCACAUUGAAGACAACAACAUCACCCGACUGCCGACGGAAAAUCUCACCGGAUACGGCAAGGUUGCGGAACUGUACGCUCAGAACAAUGGUAUUUCUGUGGUGGAACCGGACAAUCUUCCGGCCAGUUUACGCGUCCUGGAUUUGACCAAAAACAAGCUUACCAUGUUGAAUCAGUCGGUUGUGGAGGUGCUGAACAGUAGCAAGCAGUUGGUGAGCUUACAGCUUUCGGACAACCGCUGGCGCUGUGAUUGUGAUUCGACACAGUUUUUGAAUUUUGUGCAGCAAAACCACAAAAAGAUCGCCGAUAUCGGUCGGGUGACGUGCGAGGAUGGCCGGGAGUUCGAUUCGAUUACGGUGAGCGAGUUGUGCAGCGAAAAUACGGUCACUAUCAUCACCGUCAGUAUUGUGCUGUCGAUCGUGGGUCUGUUGAUCGGUUUGUUUACGGUGCUGUACUUUUCCUACCAAAUGGAGGUUAAGGUGUGGCUGUUCACCCACAAUAUAUGCCUGUGGCUUGUGUCGGAAGAGGAACUGGACAAGGACAAACUGUACGAUGCGUUUAUUUCCUACUCGCACAAGGACGAGGAAUUUAUUACGGAACAUCUGGUGCCAACGUUGGAGAAGGAACCAAUGAAUUUCAAGACCUGCUGGCAUGUUCGCGAUUGGAUGCCGGGCGAGUUGAUUCCAACACAGAUCACAAAAUCGGUGGACGACUCACGCCGAACAAUCGUCGUACUAUCGACCAACUUCCUGGAAUCGGGCUGGGGCCGGAUGGAGUUCCGCACGGCACACCUCAACUCGAUGGCCGAAAACCGCGUCCGGGUGAUCGUGAUCAUCUACGGUGACAUCGGCGAUAUUGAACAGCUGGACUCCGAACUGAAAGCCUACCUGAAAAUGAACACCUACGUCAAGUGGGGCGAUCCAUGGUUUUGGGACAAACUGCGCUACGCUAUGCCGCAUCCACCGACCGUGCGAGGUCUGAACAAGAAAGGUCUAAUCAAGAAUCACAUCAAGAGUUCCGUCGACGACAAACUGGAACUGAUAAAACCCGUCCCGGUUACUCCUCCUCCGAUGACUACCCCGCCGGCAGAAAUGAACGGAAACAUUACCCCGCCCUUCACCAUCUCCAAUGGGAAGGUGAUGAAUGGAAAUGGAUACCACGGCAAUGGACACAUUAUGAAUGGGCAUGUUGCCAAUGGUCACGUGAACGGUGCCUUCAUGAUAAACAGCAAUGCCAAACAAAGUGACGUAGACAUAUUGGACGAUACUGGAGAGAAAACUGAAGAUGAAGGAGCAGUUACCAGUGAUAUUGGUCGGAAGAAGAAUUUGUGGAAUAAGCUUGCAAAGACCGUGGCUGAGGAAGCCUCUCUGUCUACACUCCAAGCUCACACAGUUCAGCCAACCCAGAACGGAGAAAGAUCCAGCAGUAGACCUGAAAUGGCACUGCUAUUUAAAAUGGUGUUACUGACACACAUUCUAGGAAGCUCAUCAGCGCAGUUUUUCGGUUUCGACUUGGGGUUCACGAUACCGCAAGAUUUCGGGUUCACAAUACCGCGAGAAGCUCAGCAGCAUUACGAUUACGUGAUAGAAGCGUACUAUUGCGACGAAGAAGUAUCCACACCAAGCUCGAGCGAUUCCGACUGCGGCACUAACAGGAACGAGCAGUGGUUCACUUGUCUGGAGUCAAAUCUCACCAGUGGUUGUAGUUGCAUGUACGCCAGUACCAAUUACGAGAGUCUAUACAGCGUAAUCAAUCCGGAAAUUACGGUGAAAAUACCAGGAAUCUUCGCACAGAUACAGUGCUACGAGAAACCUGGGUCCACGCCCCAGGUGAAGAUUAUACCCUGUCCAGUUACCAGCUAUUUUGGAAUGGAACAUAUCAAAACGUUCUGGUUACAGAACUACGGCAAAGAUCUUAGGUUUCUGUUGUUUCAGCAACAUUUCGAGAAUAUGCCGGAUAUUUUGAGUUUGCCCAGUCCGGAGAUGGCAGAUGUUUCGUAUAUCAGAUGGUUGGUUCUACGUAGCAACACUAAUGAUUUGGGCAGGGUACUUUCUAAUUUUAAUAGUUUGAUUAAACUGGACCUUGCAGACAACCAGAUCACUGAGCUGAAGCCAGGUUUGUUCAAGGAUCAAAGACAGUUGCUUUACUUGAAUUUGAAGCGCAAUCAGCUUCAUAGCAUAACCAAAGACACGUUCCGUGGGGUUGAAACUCUUGAAGAACUAGACAUCUCCGAUAAUGUUUUCGAAUCGCUCAACACGGAUGUGUUCACCCUGCUACCGGAUCUGACAGUGUUGAAUCUUGGUUUCAAUCGAUUCGCCGUCAUGCCGGAGCAACUUCUAUCCAACAACCGUAAGCUCAAGGAAUUCAGCUUGUCCAGCAAUCAAGGCCCACUGCGAACUCUUCCGGAAAACUUUCUAGGCAAUCUUACCCAGUUGAAAACUGUAAUACUCAACCGGUGUAAUUUUGCUAACCUUCCAGCUUCACUGUUUCGCGGUUCCAGAGAUAUAAUGUAUAUGGAUCUCAGUUACAACCAGCUUAGUUCCGUGCCGAAACUGCUUCUACAAGAUCAGCUACGUUUAGAGGAUCUGAACUUGGCAUUCAACAAGCUGGAGAUACUUCCCGACGGACUGUUCGAGAACACUAAGGAACUGGUUGUGCUCCAGUUGUCCUACAACCGUCUGUGUAAUUUAUCAGCAAAUAUAUUUGAAUCGAUGGAAAAAUUAAGAGUACUAAAGAUAGACAACAACUACCUUUACGUUAUUGAUCAGUUGACGUUUAGCAGGACAAGCGCCCUGGAAGAACUGUCCAUGCAAAACAAUCAGCUGUCCUUUCACGAUUCAAUCUUGAUCAUCCAGGAAGAGGUAAACAUUACCGACAACGGAAGCCCGUUCCAGAACCUCAUUAAUCUUCGCAUUAUAAGCCUGAGCAACAACAACAUCACAACAAUAUUUCGUGACUGGAACAGCCAAACCGUGAAACUACGCGAACUAGAUCUAAGCUACAAUCAAAUAUCUACCCUGUCCUAUCUAAACUUACAAUUCAUAUCCCAAGACAUCCACGUAAAUCUUUCCCACAAUCGCAUUACCAGCGUCGACCUGAACAAUAAAACUAAUGAUGAUGUCAGGAUCCUGGUCGACAUCAACGAAAACCCACUGAACUGCGACUGUAACAUCCUAUCAUUCGUCGAACAUGUACAGAACUCCAAACGCCAACCAAUUCAGUUUUCAGUUGACGAACUACGCUGUAGCGAACCCGCGGAACAUUCCAACAUUAAAAUUAAGAAUGUGCGCACCGAUAAACUCCUCUGUUCACUGGACCAUCCCGAUGCGGACAUAAAACUAUGCCCAGCCAGUUGCAGUUGCUUCACUCGCCCGCUGGAUCACGCAACUAUCGUCAACUGUAGUGGGCGAGGACUCUUCGAGGUACCGCCACUGCCCAAACCAACCCUGUUCGGGUACGAUUUCCUUGAGUUGCAUAUCGGAGACAAUAACAUCACCAGGUUACCGACCACGGAACAUCUUACCGGAUAUGAGCAAGUGGCCGAACUAUACGCUCAAAAUAACAGCAUCUGGACAUUGGAACGUGACAAUCUACCGAAUCGUUUGCGGGUCCUAGAUCUGAGACGAAACCGUCUUACCACGUUGAAUCAGUCAGCAGUGAAAAAGUUGAUCAGUUCCGAGGAGUUGAAUAGUUUGAAGCUUUCCGGCAACCCUUGGCACUGUGAUUGUGACGCCACUCAGUUUUUGAGUUUUAUUAUGUUCAACACAACAAAAGUUAAAGAUUUUGAAAACAUGACCUGCGAAGACGGUCGAAAGUUCGCUUCGAUCAUAGUAGGCGCUCUUUGCAGUGAAAGCAUCAGCUCAACCAUCACCGUUGUUAUUGUUGUUCUGUCAAUUUUCGCCAUGUUGACUGCGUUUUUCAUGAUUCUAUUUUCAAUUUACCACAUGGAGAUCAAAGUGUGGCUGUUCAAGCACAAUCUAUGUAUGUGGUUCGUAUCGGAGGAGGAACUGGACAAGGACAAGCUGUACGAUGCGUUUAUUUCCUACUCGCACAAGGAUGAGGAAUUCAUCACGGAUCACCUGGUGACGACGUUGGAAAGCGAACCAAUGAAUUUCAAGACAUGCUGGCAUGUUCGCGAUUGGAUUCCGGGGGAGUUGAUUCCGUCGCAGAUCGCCAAAUCUGUGGACGACUCGCGCCGAACGAUUGUCGUCCUAUCGACGAACUUUCUGGAGUCGGGUUGGGGUCGGAUGGAGUUUCAUACCGCACAUCUGAACUCAAUGGCUGAAAAGCGCGUUCGGGUGAUUGUCGUCAUCUAUGGCGAUAUCGGGGAUAUUGAGCGGUUGGAUUCGGAACUGAAGGCCUAUCUCAAAAUGAACACCUACAUCAAGUGGGGCGAUCCGUGGUUUUGGGAUAAACUCCGCUACUCUAUGCCGCAUCCUCCAAGGGUGAAAGGACUGAGGGGGAAUAAAAAUGUUCAUGAGCUGCGUUAGUUCUAGAAAAA